Messenger RNA from Eublepharis macularius, 6743 nucleotides. RefSeq names its product Rho guanine nucleotide exchange factor 5 (gene ARHGEF5). The record is from RefSeq and is a predicted model, not a curated record. The coding region runs from base 123 to 5771 and encodes 1882 amino acids. The transcript has 15 exons. Gene Ontology annotation, molecular function: protein binding; guanyl-nucleotide exchange factor activity. Gene Ontology annotation, biological process: intracellular signal transduction; activation of GTPase activity. Gene Ontology annotation, cellular component: nucleus; cytoplasm. Lineage: Eukaryota; Metazoa; Chordata; Lepidosauria; Squamata; Eublepharidae.
GCCUCAGGGGAGACUGAAAACCUUCAGCCUGGUUCCUGACGGAGCAGCGACACUGCAGCCCCAGCCAGGCCCAGCGCCAGCUCAGAUUUCAAGGAUGUGACACUGGUCAGAAUGUACCAUUGAUGGAGGCUGAAAAAACUAAAGCAGGAGACCCACUCCCUGCAGCUACCACCUUUGCCAGUGAACCUUUGGAUCUUGGCCCACCCAGAGGGCACCAUGAAGUCCCAGACUUUCGUAACAUUUCUGAAGAGGAGCCAGAGGAGAAGGCAGAGGCCUCCUUUUCUCAAGAUGUCACCCUUCUCUUCGUUGUGGAAGAACAGCUGUGGAGCAGACUCUCCAAUCCUUUGGAAAGAGAGGCAUUCAAAGGACUGCAAAGCAGCCACAGGGAUCCAGGGACCCGGGCAGAACUUUCACAGGAGGAAAGCAAUGUCAGUGUAAAAGAAACUAGUCUGGAGGACUCGUUCUUGAAUUUUUCUCAAGGAGAAUGUACGGCAGCUUGUUCUUCGUGGGGUCACCAGUCUUCUUUUUCUGGCACAAUCCCCUUGGAACAAGACCCCAAACCCUCCUGCAAGGCUGCUGCUGAACAACCACAGGACCACACCAUAGCUGUUGGAUUUCCCCAAGCCCUGAACUUUUGUGACACGCUCCUUCAGACACAGUAUGAGGAAACCUCGAGAACAGACUCUUUUCCUCCACAGGAAGAUUCAGUUUGCAGCGACUCUCUGGUGAAUCAUGGGAUUGCAAAAUGUCAGCAGAAUGCUGAAUCUUCUAAAUCCAGAUCAGACGAAAAUCAGUCAUGGGAACUACAGGCUCAGUGGAGCUCUAACAAGGGACUUGCUCAGGAAAUGGAAACUACAGGGGGAAGUGACAAUGAAGCAUCCUCAAUGACUGUCAGAGAUGGUGGGGUACAGCCUAUUCUUUCCGCGGACAAUGAGGAGAAAGUAAUAGAGCUAUCGGGACAAAAUGAUGAUGCUAAAUCUCAUGCUUCUCCUAAAUGUUCUGAACUUUCUAACAGCAGGAGAAUGAAUUUAGAUGCAAUGCAAGCAAUGCCUAGUGUAUCCUCAGCUUCUUCCCCCUCCAAGACAAUGAACAGCCAUUCAGACACAGAGAAAGUGGAAGAUCUUGAGAGAGAAUCAUUUAUUUGCAACAUCCUCCAUCUUUGGGAGGAGGAGGAGGAGGAAGAGAACCCAGGAGGAGACAACACUCAUUCUUCUCUAAAGGAGAGAAUCCAAACGAGGCUUUUGAAAAACGGGGCCAAUUGUGGUGAAUCAGAAUCCACACAGAAAGAGUCAGAAAAAACAAAGCCUGGAACGAUUGAGGUACUUAAGUUGGAAGACACAAAUGAUGAAGAGGAAGAAGAUCUGGACUGGAAAGAAGAGGAGGAUGCAAUGGAAACAAAGCAAGAGACUCUGGACUUAGAUCAGAAAGAUCAGGACAUGAGAGCACAAAGCAUAUCCAGGGAAGAGUUACAGAAGGAGAGUCCAGUUCAGUCUUUCAGGUCAGGUCUGGAAACACUUUACAAUCUGGAAAAUGACUCUGUCUUUCCAGAAUACAACAAGAACUGUCCUUUGGUUGAGAAUGAUGGAUCAACCUUCCCUUUCAAGGAACUGUUCCCACCAGAUGGCUGCCCGGAGUCAGCUUUUGCAUUACCAGAGCUCCAUGUCCAAACAACAAAGGCAAGUGUGGUGCUUGUGAGCAAAAGCCCAAAGACGCAACCCGGCACUGGACAAUGGGAAUACUCAGGUAGCUGUGACCACACCUACUGUGUUCCUCAGAGUCAACAAGACAGCAAGAAAAGUGAGACAGGCAGCAGUGAAAAUGGGGGUGAUGGGGAAAGCAUCAGGACUUUUGGUGGUGAAGGAAGGGCAUUGGUUGUUCAAGAUUUAGCAGUAACUCCUGAUCCACAGGACAUAUAUGAUUCCCAGCUUGCACAUCACUCCAUUGACAAUGAAAGUCAUAUUCCAGCUUCACCACUGGGAACCAUGAGCACAACUGACUCAGUGGAGGAAGAUGCUGGCAAGGGAGCCCGGGAUGACACUGUAGAUUAUGCUAUGGUGGAAGAAGACGCCAAUUCCAUACCUGAUUCACUGGACUCCUGCAGAGAAGCCUCAGUAUUGAGCAGUGACUUCAGUGAUAUCCAGGGUCACCGUAAACAGACCAUCAUUAAUAAAGAUUUCCAGGAAGAGACUCGUGAUUCUGUCCCCAAGAGUCUCCUAUUGACACCUCCAAGCAACAGCCAAGGUCUCUUCUGUGUAGACAAAGAGAGUGGAGAACUGAACCUUGUCUCACCUCCACAGGAUCCAGAGUCGCUCCAGGCACAAGACGCUGACGUAAAUUAUCUAGAGAAAUUCCAGCAGCACCUGAAGCCUACAGUGAGGAGCUUUGUGUUUCCAAGCAAGGAAGCAGGAGAAGAGACACUUUGUGUAGUGCAAGAAACGACCCUGGAUGACCCGCCUUGUCUUGUAGUUCUUGAAGAGGACAGAACAGAAUGUGAGCCUAGCUCUGAGAUUCCCACUUCUCCUAACACCAGCAUUGCUACAGCCACCCAGGCGUUGCCCCCAGUGCCUGUCCUGGGUCAAACUCAGGCUCAUGAAACAGCUUCCAUCCAGUUUGGUCAAUCCUCACCACCCACACUGGACUGCAGGCAGCCUGCCUGUUUUGUAACCCCUCCACCCGAUGCAAACUUGCUUGCCCAAUCUCCAGAUCCUGAUCUUGAUUCCAAGUGUCCCACUCAGCCCCUAGAACUGCUGCUCCCUUCCAGCCAAAAUGGCCAGUUAUUAGACCGUCAGUCCACUUCAGCUGAAGUGCCUGCUUUCUCAGCUCCUGUGCUUAACACUGAAGUUUCUGUCCAGCCACUAACCUUAGAACCUGUUCCCAGACAACCCAGCCAGCUCCCAGAACAAGUGUUCAAUUUUGACUGUUCUCCAUCCCUGAAGUAUUAUGCCAAAUGUCCCAUGUCCAUGCCUGCCCUUCUUCAACACACCAAUUAUUCUGUGUGUCCUGCUUCUAAUGCCAACCAGCCUAUCCAACCCUUUGUAAUGGACUCCAGCCAGAUCAGGGAAGAUACAGGUCCUAAGCUUAACGCUAGCCUCCUUCCUCAACUUCCAGUCUUUGAUUUUAAUACUGAUCUUCACCAUCUGCCUCCUGCUUCUAUCUCCAGCAUCCCUCCAACUUCUGACAAUAACCAGUUUGCCCAGCAAUCAAUAGAAUCUGGGCUACUGCUUACCUGCUUAGCAGAUGAUGCCCAGACACUUAGGAGUUUGCCCGCCAUUAACACUGCCUCCCAGACUUCAACACCUGUUCUCGAAGCUGAAAGCCAUACCCAGAUUUUGAAUGCCCGUGGCAGAACAGAAGAACAUUCUCUACUUCAUUUGGCCAAGGCAGAGGGUGAGGAAGCUCCAGAAAGCCAGGGAAAUUUGAAUGUAGGUGAUACUUUGAGUGGCCUGGGAGUCAGUUUGCUGGUCACAUGUACCAAUUUAGCUAAAUUAGGAAAUGAUCCAUCAGCCUUAGCCCCUUCCUGUGCUCCUGAAGUAAUGGCCAAAAUUACAGACAAGCAUGAUGGUAAAUCCUCAUCGGACCAUAGCUCCCAGCCCUCCCUGGGGAGUCAGAAAAUUCCUGAAGCUGUGGAGGCCAGAACUUCCCUGCUGCCCCCUCCCCUGCUGGCUUUCACCAACCCAAUCCACUUCUUCCAGUUGGGCCCCCCAUCCCCACCAACUACCAGACACCGACACAGGCCACAAUACAUCUCUCAGGGGCCACAACGGCAACAGAAGGCCGAUGCCAAGAUAGAUACUGUGGACUCUGCAGUAAUGCGGCAGAUGGCAGAAGGUGCUGGAAGGCUCAGGAAGGGCUUGGAAAAGCCAGAAUUGGAGCCAAUCCCCCCACCGCUCCCAAGGAAGGAAAGGACAGCCAAGCACCCACACUUGGAGAAAUCUACCAGUUGUCCAAAUAAAAGCAUUAUCCAGUGGGAUACCAAAGAUCCAGAGCACAAUUCAAAUAAGCAAGAGGGAUUAACCAAAAUCCGAACGAAAAGCAAAGAUUGGCAUAGACAGGGCGUGAGGAAGAUCUCAAUACCAACAGAAAAUGCAUUCGCAGAAGAGAUAGCAUCCUUUCUCCCUUCAAGAGGGGAAGUCCUCGCACACAAAGACCCAUCCGACCAACCAAACAACGCUCUGCAUGGAGAGAAGAAAUCGGCAGAAACAGUGGAAAAUAUCAAGAGAAGACAUUCAAAACUUAUCAACUCAUCACGGCUGCUCUAUCAGGAAUACAGUGACGUUGCACUGAACAAAGCCAUUCAGAGCCAGAAGAGAGCAGAUUCCUUGUCCGAGGAACUGGAGCUAGAAAAUGUGGGAUCUCAAAGCUCCUCAAGGUUACGAAGAAAAGUGCUACAAUCCCAAGACUCCUGCCUACAACGUCUGUCCAUCUCUUCCAGCGCAUCCCUCUGGCAGGAUAUCCCCAUGGUCCGAGGGAGCACUAUGCUGCUAAGCAUGACUCAUGAGGAGCAGAAGUUGCAGGAGGCCAAGUUCGAACUGAUUGCAUCAGAGGCGUCUUACCUACGGAGUUUAAAUGUAGCGGUGGAUCAUUUCCAGCACUCCCCGGAGCUUCAGGCUGCCCUGACAAAUCAAGACAAACAGUGGCUUUUCUCCCGCCUGCAGGAUGUGCGCGAUGUUAGUGCCAAUUUCCUCUUUGACUUGGAGGAAAAGCUUGAGGAGAACAUGUUCACCUUCAAUGUGUGUGAUGUAGCUCUGAAGCAUGCGCCAGAAUUUCGCCGUGUUUACCUGCCAUACGUGACAAACCAGACCUACCAGGAGCAAACCUUUCAGAGGCUUUUGAAUGGCCUUCCUGCCUUCCAGCAGGUCUUGGAGAAACUAGAAAGUGACCCCAUUUGCCAGCGUCUCUCCCUCAAGUCUUUCCUCAUUCUCCCGUUCCAGCGCAUCACACGACUGAAACUUCUUCUUCAAAACAUCUUGAAAAGAACGCAGCCUGGUGCUGACGAAGAAGUCCAGGCGACUCAGGCAUAUGAUGCUCUUGAGAAGCUCAUCAAAGACUGCAAUGAAAACGUCCAGCGCAUGAAGAACACGGAGGAGUUAAUUCACUUAAGUCAGAAUAUGGUGUUUGAAUGCAAGAUUUUCCCACUUAUCUCUCAGUCUCGGAGGCUGGUGAAGCGUGGUGAGCUGACAGCUCUGGAAUACAACCUGAGCUUGAAAUGGAAACUCACCACCCGACCUAUCUAUCUGCAUCUCUUUAAUGACUUCCUGCUCCUCUCUCGGCCCAGAGAAAAUGGGCACUUCACUGUAUUUGAUUAUGCUGCCUCCUCAGAAGUACGUGGAGAAAAGUGUGAAAUGAAACUGCAUGGAGCAAAUAAAAAUGUUUUCCGCCUCUUCCUGCUGCAGAACAAUCAGGGGAAAAAAGUGGAGUUCCUCUUCCGUACAGAAACACAGAGUGAAAAACUGCGAUGGAUUUCUGCUCUUACACCGCAGCAAGCAGAGCUCGAUCUCUUAGAUGACUCUGAUGCACCUCAGGUUCAGUGUGUGAAGUCGUACAAAGCCCGCGAGAAUGAUGAGUUGGCGCUGGAGAAGGCAGAUAUCGUUAUGGUCUUGCGACAAAGUACUGAUGGAUGGAUUGAAGGAGUGAAGCUCUCAGAUGGCGAGAGAGGCUGGUUCCCUUCGGAGCAGGUGGAAUUCAUCUCCAGCAGGCAUGCACGCCAGAUGAACUUGAAGGAGGAACAGCGUGUCAAGAAUGCCAAGCAACAGGUCUUCCGCAGGAAGUGAGACCUGCUUCUUCCCAACAUGAAGUGAACACGACUGCAUUUGGUGUCUUUAAAAAAAAGAUACUUCUGCAAAGGCAAACAGCCAACAUUUAGCCUGGCUGUAAGGGAAAUAUUACUUGGCAAAGCAAGCAAAAAUCAAACUCACGGACAUAUGCAUUACCAGAACUAGGAGAAGGAAAAGCAGCUUUAUCUUUUGAUUGAUGAUAUCAAGGAAAAAACCCAAGAGAGCCAAGAAGUGGCUGUGAAUAACAAAAGUAAUCAUAACAACAUUGUGCUUAUAUACUGCUCUUCUGGACAGAUUAGUGCCACAUUCAGGGUGGUGGACAAAGUCAUUGUUGUUAUCUCCACAAUACAGCGGGGGAGCUGGGGCUGAGAGGAGUGGCUUGCCCAAGCCACCAGCUGAGGUCAUGGCAGUAGUGGGAUUUGAACAAGCAGGGUGUUUAUUCACAGCCCAACCACUUAACCACUGUGCCACAGCAGCUAUGAGGACUUCUGGGACUCUCUUCUUGACUCUGCAUGAACUCUUGCCCUGGAAACUUUGCCUCAGCUUCUCAUUUUGAAAAAUGGAGCGGGGGGGGAUACCUACCUCUCCUACCUUAGGGUGCAUAUGUACUACUGAUAUUGGUUUAGAUAGAUAGAUAUUCUCUUUUUGAGUACUGAAAAAAUAGGUGGCAAUGAUAUUCAAAUGUAAAGAACAAACACAUUUAAGUUAUAUACAUGCCAGAGUCUGGUUAUACUUUUGUAUUAUAUUGAGCUUAUUGCCAUGGUGUUUAUUAUAAAUUUUAAUAUAACGCUUUCCAAAAAAGUGAGGCUAAAAUGUUAGUAUUUCAAAUGCUUUGAAUUCUUUGGAAGGAAGACGCUACAGAAAUGCAAAAAAGAGUCUUUUCUAGGUAUUAUCAUGAAGAGCUUUCCCCAUUUGAAAGGCUUCGUUUGUCUUAAUUGCUUCACUUGUCUUCUCAAAGAAAAAAACUGC